GCCACAUGACGCUAACACGUGAUUGAACAAAACAAAAUAAAAGCAAAGCAAUCAGGAACCAACAGACGAUCAUCAUCUCCUCACCAAACCAGCAGACGUGCAGCCGAACGAGAGUGCACAGCAGGUAAAGAUGUUCGGGAGCUUGCUGUUUGUGUUAUUUUUUGGCGCGGCAUUGGCCCAUUUUAACUCUAAUCUAGACCAACAUUGGAAGAUGUGGAAGAAGACGCAUGGCAAAAAUUACACCAGUGAGGUUGAAGAACUGGGCAGGAGGGAGGUUUGGGAAAGAAACCUUCAGAUUAUCACCAUCCACAACCUGGAAGUCUCUAUGGGCAUGCAUUCAUAUGAUCUGGGCAUGAACCACAUGGGUGACAUGACAUCAGAAGAGAUCUUGCAAACGUUAGCUGUGACCCGGGUCCCUCCGGGCUUCAGGAGGCAAGUGGCAAGAUUCAGGGGCUCCUCUGGGAAUGCUCCCCCAGAGUCUUUGGACUGGAGAGAGAAGGGCUAUGUCACUGGUGUUAAGAUGCAGGGUGCCUGUGGUUCAUGUUGGGCGUUUAGCUCUGUUGGGGCUCUCGAGGGUCAGUUGAUGAAGACCACUGGAAAGCUGGUUGACCUCAGUCCUCAAAAUCUGGUGGACUGUUCCUCCAAAUAUGGCAACAAGGGCUGCAAUGGUGGUUUCAUGAGUUCUGCCUUUCAGUAUGUCAUCGAUAACGGUGGAAUAGACCCAGAGACAUCUUACCCUUAUGAAGCAGUGCAAGGGCAGUGCAGAUACAAUCCAUCCAUGCAUGCAGCAAACUGCACAAAGUACUAUUUCACCCCUUCGGGAGAUGAGAAUGCACUGAAACAGGCACUGGCCGAUAUCGGGCCCAUUUCAGUGGCCAUCGACGCUACCCGGCCCCAGUUUAUCAUGUACCGCAGUGGAGUUUACAGUGACCAAACCUGUACCAAAAAUGUGAACCAUGCAGUACUGGCUGUGGGUUAUGGAUCAUUGGAUGGACAAGACUAUUGGUUGGUCAAAAAUAGCUGGGGCGUCACUUUUGGAGAUGGUGGUUAUAUCCGGAUAGCCAGAAAUCAGAACAACAUGUGUGGCAUUGCCUCAUAUGCCUGCUAUCCGGUUAUGUAAUGGAAACAUUCUUGACAUUUGUAAAGAUCAAAAAAGAGGAAACUGUACAUUUUUGUUGUGGGUAAUGUUUUGUAAAUGUAAAUUGUUUUUAAAUCUUUCUUUUUAAUGUUCCUAUAUCUUGUAUCCUAUCUUACAAAAUAAAUAUAUACAUUUUA
Molecule: messenger RNA, 1275 nt
Organism: Paramisgurnus dabryanus
Lineage: Eukaryota; Metazoa; Chordata; Actinopteri; Cypriniformes; Cobitidae
Gene: ctss2.1
Product: cathepsin S, ortholog2, tandem duplicate 1
Biological process (GO): proteolysis
Molecular function (GO): cysteine-type peptidase activity
Source: RefSeq, a predicted model, not a curated record